Messenger RNA from Cavenderia fasciculata, 246 nucleotides. RefSeq lists its product as uncharacterized. The record is from RefSeq and is a predicted model, not a curated record. The coding region runs from base 1 to 246 and encodes 81 amino acids. Lineage: Eukaryota; Evosea; Eumycetozoa; Acytosteliales; Cavenderiaceae. The transcript has 3 exons.
AUGUUAUUAUGUCCAAAUUAUGAUUGUUUUCAUAGGUGUAAGAAUGAUAAGAGUGAACAACCACCAUUAAUAAUGAAAAAGAGAUAUUUUCAACCAAGUAAUGAAUUGGAACAUUCUGAAAGUAAAACAGCAUUUUAUAGGUGGCCACAUGUCUUGAUUAUCCUUUCAACGAUAACUGUAGAUAGUGCAGAUCUGGGCCUAAUUAGUACUAGUCUCACAUCAUUAUCAUCAAACUAUUAUCAAUAA